GUCUGGGAUAUACUCAAUAUGAAUCAGUACAAUGAGAAACCGAUGCACAUGGUCACUAAGCGCCGCAACCCGUUUGGAGAGAACUUUGGCCGCAUGACGAAGACUGCCAAUGUAGAUCCAGCAACAAUUGAGGAGACCAGAGGUGAAUAUUAUUGA
Messenger RNA from Sphaeroforma arctica JP610, 156 nucleotides. RefSeq lists its product as hypothetical. The transcript has a single exon. The annotation marks the transcript as partial. NCBI's taxonomy places the organism in Eukaryota, Ichthyosporea, Ichthyophonida. The record is from RefSeq and is a predicted model, not a curated record.